Molecule: messenger RNA, 1081 nt
Organism: Pungitius pungitius (ninespine stickleback)
Lineage: Eukaryota; Metazoa; Chordata; Actinopteri; Perciformes; Gasterosteidae
Gene: miso1
Product: c18h3orf33 homolog (H. sapiens)
Exons: 5
Coding region: 25-807 (260 amino acids)
Source: RefSeq, a predicted model, not a curated record
GGGUGCAUAGCAAGUGUCAACAACAUGCCGGAGUCUUCCGGAGAAACAGAAACUGACAAAACGCUGACAGGCAGACAACAAAGAGAUCAAGGACAUCCUUCGUCUCAUGAAAUCGUGUCUUUGAUAUCUCAGUUUGCAGAUGAUCACUUAGCACUUGUGCGGAACAUCAGCACAGGAUUGGCGGUUGCUGGUGUCAUUGUAAUUGCAAGGAGUAUUAAACUGGUCACUAAAUUCCGAGCUGUGUCUGAGAUUCCUGCUCGUUUCAUUGAGAGGAAUAUCAGCCUUCGUGGGAGAGUUCAUUCAAUCACAGAGAGAGGACUUGAGGUGGAACAUGUCCCAAUUUAUCUGCCAAUCGUCUCUUCGUUACUUUCAAAAGACAAAGGCGGGGGCACGUCCCCGAUGCUGGUGCAUCUUGCAGGCGUGGAGUUGACUCCGGAGGGCAAAGUGUGGCUGCACAAGAACUUGGCUCCUGCCCAAACAGUCUGGCUAAAACUUAUCAGCCGGGAAGACGACAUGCUGCACUGUUUGGUGUCUCAAAGCGGGCCGGGGUCGAUGUGGAGCCACUGUAUGAACGAGGAGGUCCUGCGGCUCGGUCUGGCCCGCACUGCUCCCCUGGUCGGGGUCCUGCCGGACUCUCGCCUCUACUGGCGUCUCCUCAAACGGCUGCACAAGGCAGAGGUCAAAGCUGAGAAGAAGGGGCGGGGACUGUGGGAGCAGGACAGCCUGUGGGAGAGAGCCUCCAAGGCUGUCAGGGCCAAUGCUUUAUUCAGACUGAUGACGAGGAUGUUUGGGAAGAACAGUGAAUGAUGGUUCCAAGAGAGCUGUUUAAUUAAAAUGUGACGAGACAUAAUCUGUCUCAUUUAUUCUGUUUACCUGUUACAUAUUGACACAAAGCAAUCUUACCACAGGCUUUAAAAUGUUCCAUCCAUCACUAAUAUGUAAUGUGUGAUACAUACGCUUAUUAACGCUAUGAAAACAACCUGAUCUUACUGAGUUUACAUUACUAAUUACACCUGUUGCAAUGGUUUGUGUUUUAGUUUUACUAGAAGUUUGAAAUUAUUAAAAUGUAUUGCAAACCCUG